Molecule: messenger RNA, 804 nt
Organism: Sphenostylis stenocarpa
Lineage: Eukaryota; Viridiplantae; Streptophyta; Magnoliopsida; Fabales; Fabaceae
Source: the annotation of a GenBank genome assembly
AUGGCUUUUCUUCUAUCCAACCUCAAACCCUCUCUGCUACCCCAAACCAAAUCAAAACCCAUUUCCCAAACGCUUUCAUCAGCAAAAGGAACCACUUCUCAGAGUACUUCCUUGUUUUUCACCUCAUGUGGUACUCCGCUUUCCACCCUCCUAAGUUCCACUGCACAGGUUGCUCUGGGGAGCACACCAACAACAGGUGCUAAAGACGAGCAUCAGCAGCAAAAGGAUGAGUUUUAUCUCAAUCUUGGCGUGGCUGUGCGGACCCUCCGUGAGGACAUGCCCUUGAUCUUCGUCAAAGACCUUAAUUAUGACAUUUACAGGGAUGAUAUAACAUUCAAAGACCCUUUGAAUACAUUUACUGGUAUUGAAAAGUACAAAUUGAUCUUCUGGGCAUUGAGGUUUCAUGGUAAAAUUUUGUUCCGUGAGAUUGCACUGGACGUGUAUAGAAUAUGGCAGCCUUCAGAGAAUGUGAUACUGAUUAGGUGGAACCUGAGGGGUGUGCCUCGGGUUCCAUGGGAGGCUAAAGGGGAAUUUCAAGGCACUUCACGGUACAAAUUGGACAGAAAUGGGAAAAUUUACGAACACAAAGUUGAUAAUUUAGCAUUCAAUUUUCCACAGACCCUCAAACCAGUUUCAGUUUUGGAUUUGGUCACUGCCUGUCCUGCAAGUCCAAAUCUAACAUUUUCAUGGGGACCUAUGGAUUCCAACUCUUCAUGGAUAGAGUUUUAUGAAUCUGUUAAAGAUACAUUGGAUCAAGAAGAGGGGUUGCUGCCACAAGAUUGCAUGGCUACAUGUUCAUGGUGA